Molecule: messenger RNA, 3030 nt
Organism: Rubroshorea leprosula
Lineage: Eukaryota; Viridiplantae; Streptophyta; Magnoliopsida; Malvales; Dipterocarpaceae
Source: the annotation of a GenBank genome assembly
ACUAACACAGUUCUGAGCAACUUAGAGAGAGAAAUCAGAAACCAAGAAAAAAAAAAGACAGAAACAGAAAGCAAAGAGGUUAGAGAGAGAGAGAGAGAGAGACAGAGCGGUUUUGGGAUUCGGAAACGUCGAUUCAGCAAAACCCAAAACACCACCAGCCAGCGACGACGACGACGACGACGACGACGAUAGCUACGGCGGCUUCCCCCUGACCGGACUCAGUAAAAGCAGUAUUCCACUCUCCCUCCGCCACUUAAAAGCGGUUUUAAGGGACCAGAAAAAAGCGGAAAGCGGUUUUGUAACUGAAACAGAGCGGGCCUUAGAUAAAAAUCUCACCCAAUAAUAUCACUUCACACACAUAACCGUCGUGUCUCCUUAGCCCUUCCCUUCUUUCCUUCUUUAUUAUUAUUAUUUUUUUCUCUUUUGGUUUUCUCGCCUUCGUUAGGUCUCUUGCUCAUUAAUGGGGUAGCCUCUCACUCUACUGUCUCCACCAGAAAAAAAUUUUUUUUUUCCCUUUUUUAUUUGAACUUCUUCUGUGGAAUCUGUGUUUUGCUGUUCUGCAUCGCCUGUACGAGUAAGACUUUGUUUCGAUGGCAGCUCUAAGGGGUUCGUCGGUUUGUCGUGGGGAUUCAGGUUUGGGUGGUGGUGAUGAUCUGGACACGGAGCUCUGGAAGGCAUGUGCAGGGCCGUUGGUGGACGUUCCUCGGGCUGGGGAGAGAGUCUUUUACUUUCCCCAGGGGCACAUGGAACAGUUAGAAGCUUCAACGAAUCAGGAACUGAACCAGCAGCUCCCUCUGUUCAAUCUUCUUUCCAAGAUCCUCUGUCGCGUUGUUCAUGUUCAGCUACUGGCAGAACAAGAGACGGAUGAGGUUUAUGCUCAGAUCACUUUACAACCAGAAGCAGAUCAAAAUGAACCUACAUGUCUUGAUCCAUGCUCACCCGAGCCUCCAAAGCGGACAGUUCACUCCUUCUGUAAGAUUUUGACAGCAUCAGACACAAGCACACAUGGAGGGUUCUCUGUUCUUAGGAAGCAUGCCAAUGAGUGCCUUCCUGCAUUGGACAUGACUCAAGCAACUCCAACUCAAGAGUUAGUAGCCAAAGAUAUUCAUGGGUAUGAGUGGCGAUUCAAGCAUAUAUUUAGGGGGCAACCAAGGAGACAUUUGCUUACAACAGGGUGGAGUACCUUUGUCACUUCCAAAAGAUUGGUAGCAGGAGAUGCCUUUGUUUUCCUUAGGGGUGAUAAUGGUGAGUUACGAGUUGGGGUGCGGCGUCUUGCUCGUCAGCAGAGUAUCAUGCCAUCAUCUGUGAUAUCCAGCCAAAGCAUGCAUUUAGGAGUGCUUGCUACUGCUUCUCAUGCUGUUACAACUCAAACCCUCUUUGUUGUGUAUUACAAGCCAAGGACUAGCCAAUUCAUUAUAGGUGUAAACAAAUAUCUGGAGGCAGUAAAAAAUGGGUUCCCUGUUGGAAUGCGUUUCAAGAUGAGAUUUGAAGGAGAAGACUCUCCUGAGAGAAGGUUCACUGGAACUAUAGUUGGGAUUGGAGAUAUUUCCCCGCAUUGGUCAGAAUCUAAAUGGCGGUCCUUGAAGAUUCAAUGGGAUGAACCUGCAACAAUUCAAAGGCCAGAGAGGGUUUCUCCAUGGGAGGUAGAGCCUUUUGUUGCUUCCUCUUCAGUUCCUGUGAAUCCUGCUCAGUCAGCAGCAAAGAACAAAAGGCCACGACCUGUGGACAUUCCUGCCUCAGAACUUACUACCAACUCAGCUGCUUCAACCUUCUGGUAUCACGGAUCAACACAGUCACAUGAUUUAACCCAAUUAGGAAGUGCCAAAGAAGUCCAGAGCAGUGAAAGCCAAGUUAUCUGGCCAAUGAGGCAGAAAGAAACUGAUAGCAAUCAUGUUGGCAGCAACUGCAGCUAUACCUCGAAGGUCCAUGCUGAAAGCACUUGGCUGCCUUCUCACACGAAUGUCUCUUUAAACCUUUUUCCAGAUGCAAUGGGUGAAAACAAGACACCAACUUCGCGACCUUUUCUCUCUGGUUACCCUUCACCUGCUCCACUGAGGCCAAGCAAUGGUGCAGUGCAUGAUCAGGUUGACAUUGGGAAAAAAUCCGAGUCCUCUACUGGCUGCCGGUUGUUUGGAAUUAAUCUAAGCAAUAGUAGUGGUCCUCCUCCUGAGAAGGAACCUGCAUCUGCAACUGUCAAUUCGAGCUGUUUGAGGGGACCUGUUCUGGCUACCUUGGAUGCUGAUAGGGUUCAAAAUGUUGAUAGUUCAAAGGCUUUUAAGGAACAGAAGCAAGUCCCAGUAGAGGCAUCGCCCAAAGAGAUGCAGACUAAGCAGGUCUCUGCUAUUUCUAAUUCCACAAGAACUCGUACAAAGGUGCAAAUGCAAGGGAUUGCAGUUGGUCGUGCUGUUGACCUGACUGUGCUGAAAGGAUAUAAUGAACUCAUAGAUGAACUUGAGAAAAUGUUUGAUAUCAGAGGAUCUCUUUGUGCUCGUGACAAAUGGGCAGUUGUUUUUACUGAUGAUGAAGGUGAUCAGAUGCUCGUGGGUGAUGAUCCGUGGCCCGAAUUCUGCAAGAUGGUAAGGAAGAUUCUCAUAUGUUCAACUGAGGAGGUGAAGAAGAUGACGGCUAAAUGUAAACUUCCAUCGUCUUCGUCAUUGGAGGUUGAAGGGACCGUUUUAAGCUCGGACUCUGAUCAUAAGUCUGAAACAUGAAAAUUUAGAAGCCGUUUUAUUUAUUUUCCUUUGUGGUGUAUUUUGUUUCCUUUGGUUUUGGAAGGUGGGAAAGAGACCCUGGUAGUAGUUUAUUUUGCAAUGUGUUUUCAUUUUGGAAAUAGAAGGGGUGAUUUACGAAUAUGGAAUACGGUAAAUUGACGAAGUAAGUAAAACUCUGAUCCCAAAGGAUAGGAUGAUUCUAGUUUUAGGACUGGAAACUCAAAACCUGUGUAUACCUUUGCUUUGUGGGGGUGGUGUGGAUUAACUCAAAGUCGGUUAAAGCUUAAAGCAUGUAAAAACAUAAAUGCUUGGAUCGUGU